AUGCUCUGGUAUGUCGUCGUCGCCGUCGUCGUCGCACUCUCGGCGACGCCGGCGCGCUCGGCGCCGCUUCCUCGCGAAGGCGGCGGCUCGAAUCCCAAGAACCCCGACGACACUCGAUCGACGGCGCCGUCAGCUACGGGUCUCUUCGACCCUAUCGCGGCGGCGCUGUCGAGCAGGCUCGCCCAGAUCAGCCUCGAGGUCGGCAGGCUCCCCGUCCUCUCGCUUCCGAGCGUACUCGUACAGCUCAAGACGCCCAGGGUCAAGGUCGUCGUCCCCUUCCGAGUCUUCACGAACGCCAAAGCGGCAAAGCCUCCUCAAUCUCGGCGAGCCGUCGAGGAACGAGCCGUGAACCCGAAAUGGCCGAAGCCGACGUCGACGACGAGGACCACCCGCGUGUUCGGCUCGUCGAGCGUUCCCGUCAAGGUUCCCGUCGCCUCGUCGCCGCCGCCCGACAAUCCCAAGCACGUGUUCGCGCCGACGCCGGUUGUCAAGGUCGUCAGCUACACGUUCGCGAUGCCGGGAGGAGGCGCGACGACGGUCAUCGAGGCGCAGGGCUCGUGGUCGCAUCCGGGGAGGCCUGAGCAGACGAGGACGAGAACCUGACUGUUAGUGCAUGAGGACGUGCGGGACCGCAGUUCUGAGCGAGCCGGCGCGCUCGUUUCUCUUCCCGUGGCUGCUGGGUCGGGCCGUUUCUCCUGUGCGCGAGCUCGAAGCUGCAGUGCCAUACUUUGUCCUCCCUCUC
Molecule: messenger RNA, 742 nt
Organism: Rhodotorula graminis WP1
Lineage: Eukaryota; Fungi; Basidiomycota; Microbotryomycetes; Sporidiobolales; Sporidiobolaceae
Exons: 3
Coding region: 1-603 (200 amino acids)
Source: RefSeq, a predicted model, not a curated record